Molecule: messenger RNA, 561 nt
Organism: Fomitopsis serialis
Lineage: Eukaryota; Fungi; Basidiomycota; Agaricomycetes; Polyporales; Fomitopsidaceae
Product: hydroxymethylglutaryl-coenzyme A synthase C terminal-domain-containing protein
Exons: 2
Coding region: 1-561 (186 amino acids)
Biological process (GO): acetyl-CoA metabolic process; ergosterol biosynthetic process
Molecular function (GO): hydroxymethylglutaryl-CoA synthase activity
Source: RefSeq, a predicted model, not a curated record
AUGGCUAUAGGCAUCAGCAACCGUGACUCCUUCGACGGCGGCGACCUCGACAUCCUCGUCAUGCAAGUCGUGCUCUUCGGCGGGCCUGAGAACGAGGCUUUGGGGCCGUCCGCCUCCGCCGUCCUCCACUGGCGCAUGCUCCUCCGCCUCGAGGGCGGCGGCCCUGUCACACUCACCAUGAUCCUCCAGGGCCGGCCCUCCCUCGACAGCGUCCUUUUCGUCCGCAGCAACAAGUUCGACACCUCCAGAUCCUGUACCGGUGGCCUUGCGUCCCUCCCCACGAGCGUCGAGUCCGCUGAGCUUAAGGCCAAGCACAUCAGCAUGUUCGCGUUCAGCAGUGAUCUCGCGAGCAGCUUCUUCACGAUUCGCAUGAAGGGCGACACGAAGACGAUCCGCGAGAAGUUGGACCUCAUUAACAGAUUGGAGAGCAUGAAGGUCGUGCCAUGCCAGACAUACAUCGAUGCGCUCACUCUCCGGGAGAAGAACCACAACGCAGGGUCAUACAUCCCUGAGGGCUCGCUCGACAACCUCUGGCCGGGCGACUUCUACCUUGAGCAUUGA